AUGAAGCUCUCUGCCGUCACUUUCAUUGCUCUCUCUGCCGUCUGUCUGGCCGCCCCCACCGCCCCCAAGCUGGUGGCCCGGGAAGACAACACUCUCUACAUUUCUGGCUCCAAUGCCACCCAGUUGGCCAAGGACUACGCUCCCGUCUACUCGCUGGCGCCUAACACGUUCGCCGCCGACGACGUUCAGCAGCCCAUGGGCUUCCUGGACUUUUCUGGCUACGUGCAGUUCAUCUCGGGUCUGCUGUUCACCGCCUCGGACUUCUUCAAGGCCGCCACUCAGGCUGUGACCGACGUUUCCAUCAACGAGCUCAACACUGCCAUCACCAACGCCAUCAUGGGAUUCCUCAAGUACCUUAACGCCUUCCUGGAGGCCACCAAACAGGGCACCCGGUUCGACAAGGCCGUGUACGCCUUCAUCAUUAACUCGGGAUUCAAGGACUUCCUCACCAACGUCGGAAUGUGGCUCGUCAACCUCUCCAACAAGAUUCUCGGCUCGCCCCUGCUCCAGGGCAUCGUCGACCUGCUCAAGAAGCUGUGGAACUGGAUCUUUGGCGGCAAGCAGACUGUGCAGAAGGCUCUGGGCAACGACGCCGACAUGACCGGCUUCAACCGAGCCCAACUCGCCAUCAACUCGCUCCAGUCCGCCGCCGAGCAGAAGAUCAAGAACGGUAGCAACUAG
Messenger RNA from Yarrowia lipolytica CLIB122, 681 nucleotides. RefSeq lists its product as uncharacterized. The record is from RefSeq and is a predicted model, not a curated record. Lineage: Eukaryota; Fungi; Ascomycota; Dipodascomycetes; Dipodascales.